CAUCUCGGGGAUCCUCAAGUUACAUGUCUUGCCAAUAAACGAACCGACUGUUUAUACAAGACUAAAACAUAUGCCAGUGAAAAGAGAAAGUUUUUUAACUCUUUCUGGGCCGGAACUUUGACUGGCAGCGAAAACUAAUCCUUCCAGUUAGCUGUUUUCUCAAUCAAUUUCUUCAAGACACCACAGAGGCUGUCGUCUGCUCGCGAAAUGCGCGUGCAGGUCUCGAGCCAGAUUCACUGAUUCAUCACCCAUCGUGAAAUUCAAUCCCUUUGAGCGUUCUGCCACCGACCAAUGGCGAAAUUUGAGGAGCAUAGACCGUUGUCUAAUGGGCACCCAUGCCUCCUCUGUCAGCCCCAAGCGGCUGAUGAUAAACCAAAACAACAAGCUUUGGAACCGUGCACUUGACACUUGUUGCACCAGGCAGAGAACAGUUGCUUUCGGCUGGUGCGAGCGGCGAGUGAGGAAAGAACGUGCGCUGGGUCUUGGAAGAUUGCUGGGGACUGUUUGUAGAGGGACACCAGCCGUCGUUUGCUCUGUGGCAGUGGGGACCGUUUGUAGAGGGACAUUAGCCGUCGUUUGCUCUGUAGCAGUGGGGACUGUUUGUAGAGGGACACCAGCGGUCGUUUGUUCUGUGGCAGUGGGGACUGUUUGUAGAGGGAUUCCAGCCGUCGUUUGCUCCGUGAGACUUGGGGACCGUUUGUACAGGGGCACCAGCCGUUGUUUGCUCCGUGGCAGUGGUGUGGCAGAGGGGUAGCAAAAUGCCGAGGAUAUUUAUGAUUACGAAUCGUCGAUAUUUCACAGACUAUCAUCAGAUUGAAGAAUCGUCAACUCUUCAGCAUUUCGAAGAGAGAACACCGAUAAACCUGUCAGAUAAAAGCAGCACCCCAGAUGACGUGGAUAGCGACAGCGGGUGCUCCACCCAGACCGAGACACGGGCCGACCUUCACUCCGAGCUGGAGUACGCCUGGGACUGCCGCGCAUUUAACGGAAUUUCCCUUCUCUACGAACUGAUGACACAGAGCCCGAGGAAAGACGCGUGCCGGGACACCCCGGAACAAACAACGGAAUAUACAAUCGAACAGGGCAACAACGGCUACCAUGAUGUCACCAAGUUCGAAGCCAGACGAUCGCUGCACGAGCUGCUGCUGAGUCCGCCAUCGAGCCCCGAAGGGAUCGACUCGUACGUGUGUGUGGAGUGCGGCAAACGAUACAGUACCUCCAGCAAUCUGGCUCGUCAUCGGCAAACUCAUCGCAGCGUCAACGACAAGAAGGCCAGGAAGUGUCCCCACUGCGAAAAGAUCUACGUGUCUAUGCCCGCGUACAGCAUGCACGUGCGCACGCACAACCAAGGCUGCGAGUGUGCGUACUGUGGAAAGAGAUUCAGCCGGCCGUGGCUGCUACAAGGUCAUGUUAGAACACAUACUGGGGAGAAGCCCUUUUCGUGUCCGAAAUGCGGCAAGGCUUUCGCGGACAAGUCCAACCUGCGUGCCCAUAUCCAGACGCACUCGACCGAGAAACCUUACAACUGUGGUCGGUGUGGCAAAGCAUUCGCCCUGAAGAGCUACCUCUACAAACACGAAGAAUCGUCGUGUAUGCGCGGACAGCGCUACCGACACUAGGCAACCGAUGGGGCACGAACACUGGUCACCCAGCGCUACGGACACUAGGUGACCAGUGGGCACAAAACACUGGUCACCCAGCGCUACGGACACUAGGUGACCAGUGGGCACAAACACUCGUCAUCCAGCGCUACGGACACUAAGUGACCAGUGGGCACAAACACUCAUCAGGGCACAUGCUUUUCAAAUAUGCUACAAUCUGGAACCGAGGCUCAAACUGAAAUAGUCUACACUAACACUGAUGGUUAUGGUAAAUCGUUUAAUGCACCAGCCACAGAACGUCGUGAAGUACGCCCGACCUGGGUACAUUAUUUUGGCUUCUUCAGCUCAGGUCUCCUCUUGUCGGGAUGUUCACCGAUUCAGCACCAGUUCUGAUUUGCACUUGAGCCUCAGUUGCACAUUUUGAAGUUUUAUCAGCACGUGUCGUGUAACAAGGCUUUUAUGAGGACCAAACGACCAACAAAAUUGUGUCGUCAUUUUUAA
Molecule: messenger RNA, 2102 nt
Organism: Gigantopelta aegis
Lineage: Eukaryota; Metazoa; Mollusca; Gastropoda; Neomphalida; Peltospiridae
Product: zinc finger protein SNAI2-like
Exons: 2
Coding region: 759-1619 (286 amino acids)
Biological process (GO): regulation of DNA-templated transcription
Molecular function (GO): RNA polymerase II cis-regulatory region sequence-specific DNA binding; DNA-binding transcription factor activity, RNA polymerase II-specific
Source: RefSeq, a predicted model, not a curated record